CUGGUCCACACUCAUUUGAGCGAGUGCCCAAGUGAUCAGCAGAGAAGAGAAGGGUAGCAUGGCUCCGGGAGAAUCAGAGAGAAAGGAGGGGCCAGCCAAGAGGGCCCUCCGGAAGAUGCACACAGCCGCCUUGGUGAUCAAUUUGGCCCGAGGUUGGCAGCAGUGGGCAAAUGAGAACAGCACCAAGCAGGCCCAGGAGCCCGCAGGCUGGCUGCCGGGAGGGAACCAGGACCCACCCCAAGAGCCUAAACCAGGGAUACACCCCACUGCCCACCAGAAAACUCAGAGUGCCCCAAAGGGUCCUUCCCCAAAGCCAGAGAGCCAUGGAGAUGGACAAAGCUCAGAGGAAGCCCCCGAGGUCUCUCACAUCAAAAGGAAAGAGGUGACCAAAACAGUGGUCAGCAAGGCUUAUGAGAGGGGAGGGGAUGUGAGCCACCUCAGCCACAGAUACGAGAAGGACGGUGGCACGCCUGAGCCCAGGCAGCCAGAGAACGACAUUGACAGAAUCCUGUACAGCCACGACUCCCCGACGCGGAGGAGAAAAUGUGCCAACCUGGUAUCUGAGCUGACCAAAGGCUGGAAGGAGAUGGGACAGGAUGAUCCCAAGUGGAGGAGCGACAGCAUGGACACAGAGGACAGCGGCUAUGAAGGGGAGGCCGAGGAGAGGCCGGAGCAGGAUGGGGAGCAGGUGGCCGCUGCCAGAAUCAAACGGCCCCUGCCCUCUCAGUAAGUGAAUGCAUCCUUCUCCUCCUUAUACUGCGGUGGAGCCCCAACCAGCUCUGGGGACACGGAGCUCAGGGAAGUACCACCAAAGUUAGAAUGAGAAUCUUCAAGAUUGGGCAGGCAGCGGGGGCCUGAGGGGAAGGCAUGUCCCUCGGCUCAAAGGGCAGCCAGGCUCAGACGUGGGCCUUUGGGCAGAGGGCUUGCAUUAUUUUGUUUCUCCUUUCUGUUUGACCUGAACACUCAAGUUUUAGCCUCAGCAAAACAUGAAACCACCAGAGAGGAAUGAGUGUUUUGGUUAAGUUUUUAAAAAUCGAUUCUGUAAUGAGUGGCAGAUUGGCUUAUUUCUCAGCAGAGACAAGGGCUGGCUGGCAGAUUGAUUGGAGAACCCUUUCCUUUGUCUUGUGUCAGUCUAAAUUGUAUCAGGAGAAACAGCUACCCAAAUAAGCCCAUGGAACACAGAUAGAUCUCUAGGACCGUGUAAACAGGUGGGAGGCUGCUAGUUAACCUGAGAGCAGUUUCUGAAAUCAGACCCAAAUUCAAACGGCAGCUCUACCCCAGCUAUAGUUCACAAUACUGUA
Hipposideros armiger (great roundleaf bat) is the source of this 1301-nucleotide messenger RNA. It is a transcript of the gene ABRA, whose product is annotated as actin binding Rho activating protein. The record is from RefSeq and is a predicted model, not a curated record. Bases 59 to 730 code for a protein of 223 amino acids. The transcript has a single exon. NCBI's taxonomy places the organism in Eukaryota, Metazoa, Chordata, Mammalia, Chiroptera, Hipposideridae.